This is a messenger RNA of Notolabrus celidotus (New Zealand spotty), 2540 nucleotides long. It is a transcript of the gene kifl, whose product is annotated as kinesin-like protein KIN-14I. Lineage: Eukaryota; Metazoa; Chordata; Actinopteri; Labriformes; Labridae. The coding region runs from base 10 to 2484 and encodes 824 amino acids. The record is from RefSeq and is a predicted model, not a curated record. Gene Ontology annotation, biological process: microtubule-based movement. Gene Ontology annotation, molecular function: microtubule motor activity; ATP binding; microtubule binding. The transcript has 20 exons.
CCUCUUUGGAUGAAGAAGUGGGCAGCGUUCAGACAGUGGAUUGGUGCCGAUCGCAGGAAACACCCUGGACAAGAGGCCAACCGAGGCUCAUCCGAAUCUCAGCUAUCAGACAGCAGUGAUGCAGCUCAGUCUGCAGAAGCAGAGCGGUCACAAGAUGUCAAGAUCUACAUCCCCUAUGAGUCAGCUGAACUCUACAUCACUCAGAUAGCAGAGGACGUGGAGGCAAUGAAGAGGAGACAUCUGGAGAUGGUGCAGGAACUGGAGGAGAACUUUCAGAUCACAGCAAGAGAGAACCAGGAGUGGACUGUGCAGAGGAUCAGAUCUCACUACCAGAACAAGCUAUACACUCUGAGGAGAAUCCUGGACGUCUAUCAGGAGAAGGUGGAGAAGAAGAACGUGGACUGUGAGAGGAAAGUCUCGGCCUUGACGGCACAGAUCGAGCAGCUGAGGGAGGAGCAGAGAGCAGAGAGGAGGAGCAGUAAAGAGGAGGCCGUGCAGUGGCAAAGAGAAAAGAGCAAAAUGCUGGAACUGUUCUCCAACAGGCUGGAUGUCCUGCACAGCCACCAGGCCUCCACAAUACAGGAACUCCAAAUGGCCAGGCAGGAAGUGGGAAAAGUUCAAGAAAUGUUGAUGAUUACAUCACAGGAGCAGCAGGAAGCAGCUGAGGUUGACAAAAGCUCAGAGGAAAGAGGAUUAUCUGCACAACAGCAGACUGUGGCCUGCAAUAAGUCAGAUCAGCCACUGGAGGGAGCCAAAGCUCGAUUGGAGGAGCUGAAGGAGAGCCUGUACCAGAGGGAGAGAGAGCUCACUGAGCUGCUGGAGGAAGAGAGGAGCCCCGUCCCUCCCUUCCCUCUGCCUCCCUGCAGCAUCCUGCUGCCAUCAGUCAUUCACAAGGCCCAUGCUAUCUGCAGUGCAGUGGCUGAGACUAGAAAUCUCAUGGAUCAGAUGAUUGAGGAGAAUCGGGUUGCUCUGGUUGAGGCUAGAGUUCAACUAGACUGUGUACAGGCAGCCAAAGAAGACAGUAACAACAGAGAGGAUGUGGCCACUGAACAAGAGGGAUCAGAUGAAAAUGAAUCAAUUUUGUCUUCACUACAAGAAACAGUGAGAGGGUUUGAGGUCUCUCUGUUGGCUUUGGCCUACAUUAAAACUGGAAGGAGCCCUGAAAUGAAUGACAGUAAUGAAGUAUCAGAAGUGGAGGACGUCUUGGGACGAGGGACAGUACAAACCACAGAAGGAGUGAAGAGUGUUGGUCAGCAACUCCUCAUGCUGCAGGAUCAGCUGAAGCAAGUUAAAGAGGAGAAUAAGAAGGUAAUUGAGAACUACACUUCAGAGAGGACACUGAGGAAGAAGUACUACAACAUGGUGGAAGACAUGAAAGGUAAAAUCAGAGUCUUUUGUCGUAUUCGACCAGUGAGCAAAACCGAGGUUGCACAGGGUGAAGUCACAGUUGUGGAGAAAAUCGAUGACUUCUCUGUAACCGUUGAAACACCUCGUGGGCAGAGAGAGUUUCAGUUUGACAAGGUGUUCAGCAUCGAAGCAUCUCAGGAAGAGGUGUUUCAGGACUCCCAUAGGCUCAUCCAGUCAGCUCUUGAUGGCUACAACGUCUGCAUCUUUGCAUACGGUCAGACAGGCUCAGGAAAAACCUUCACCAUGGUGGGGGACAAGGAGCAGAAGAACCUUGGGAUCAUGCCAAGGUCCUUUAAUGCUAUAUUUGAUUUCAUACAGGAGAACAGCACCAAAUUUGACUUCAAGGUUUCUGCCUACAUGCUAGAGCUGUACAACGAUAGGCUGCAGGACCUCUUUGUGAGCCCGGCUGGAGAGGCCCAUGCUCAGUCUCAGUCCCAUUGUCAGACCAGGCGGGUGGAGAUCAAGAGGAACAGAAAGGGGGUUGUGUUCGCACAAGGAGCAGAGACAAAGGAGGCUUCCAGCGCUCAGGAGCUCUACGCUCUGUUUCAGCAGGCCUGCGCCAACCGACACAUCUCUGCCACCAAGAUGAAUGUAGAGAGUUCCCGCUCCCAUCUCAUCGUUGGCAUCAUGGUGGAGAGCAGGAAUCUAACAAAUGGAAGUGUGAGCACUGGUAAGCUAAGCCUGGUGGAUCUGGCAGGCAGUGAGAGAGCAGCCAAGACUGGAGCCAAGGACCACCAGCUAAAGGAGGCAAACUCCAUUAACAAAUCUCUGAGCGCUCUGGGUGACGUGAUCUCAGCCUUGUCAGCUGAACUGUCACAUGUACCAUACAGGAACAGCAAGCUGACACAGGUAAUGCAGGACUCCUUGGGUGGAAAUGCCAAAACUCUUAUGAUCGUUAACAUCUCUCCUUCAGAAUGCAACAUAGAUGAGACGCUCACAUCUCUCAUUUAUGCAACCAGAGUGAAAGCCAUAACCAACAAUGCUCAGAGAAAUGUGGACACUAAAGAGAUCGCCCAGCUGAAAGAGGUGAUCAUGAAGCUGAGGGCAGGACAGACAGUGGAAGAGGAGGACAUUUAAACUGUAUCCAUUGCAGUAAAAGCACUGCAAUAGUGCAAUAAAAGUGUUGGAUUUGG